UUCAGGGAAGUUGGACAACCGGACUUUGCCCAAUUUCCUCCUGGACUUUGACGAGGGCAUGCUGGAGGACUGGCGCUCCCUGGCCAGUGGCGACGAGAGGCGCGGCGGGAGGUCCAGCGUAAAGGCGCUGCUGGUGGCCGCCUACUCGGUCAUCAUCGUCAUCUCCCUGUUCGGAAACACUCUGGUGUGUCACGUGAUUGUGAAAAACAAGCGUACCCGGUCGGCGACCACCGUGUUCAUCUUGAAUCUGGCCGUGGCCGAUGUGUUCAUCACUGUGCUCAACACACCCUUCACCCUGGUACGCUUUGUGAACAGCACCUGGGUGUUUGGGAGGACCAUGUGUCAUAUUAGUCGCUUUGUGCAGUACUGCUCCCUGCAUGUGUCCACGCUCACGCUCACUGCCAUCGCGGUGGACCGACGCCAGGUGAUUUUACAUCCUUUACGACCCCGCAUGACCUCGACUCAAGGCAGCUUUUGGGUUGCUGUAAUCUGGAUCAUGGCCAGCUGCUUCUCCCUCCCACACGCCAUCUACCAAAAACUGUUCACGUUUACUUUCAGCCAGGAGAGGGAACGCAGCCUGUGCGUCCCAGACUUCCCCGAGCCAUCAGACAUCUACUGGAUGUACAUCGACCUAUUUACCUUCAUACUCCUGUACAUGCUGCCUCUGGUCAUAAUCACAGUCUCUUACACCACGGUGGCCCGCCGUCUGUGGUACCACAACGCCAUUGGCGAUGCAACCACAACUCAGCACGCCACCCAGAAGAGGAAGCGACACCGCACGGUAGCCAUGUUGCUCAUUGUGGUGGUCGUGUUCGCCGUCUGCUGGUUUCCGCUCAACUUCUAUGUAGUGCUGCUGUCCAGCCAGGCCAUCCACUCAUCCAACGUCCUCUACUUCUGCUUCCACUGGCUGGCGAUGAGCUCCACUUGCUACAACCCCUUCAUCUACUGCUGUCUCAACCCCACCUUCCGCCAGGAGCUCCGCCUCCUCCUCAGCAUAUUCAGGAGGAGCCAGAGAGCUGAGGUGGAGAUGCAGAUGCAGCACCAGCCCGUGGCGGUUUGCGCCCCAUGUCACAGGAAUGCCUGGCCCGACAAUGACGAGUUGUCGGGGCAGAGGCAAGUUUUGCCACAGCCAAGCCACGACUCCUCACAGGUGCCAACAGGUAGAACUGACAUCCUGUCCAUGGAGCCCAUUGUGGUUGUCAGUGGAAUACAUUAGAUACUUCGGUAAUUAAUCCACCAUCCAUUUUCUAGAUGGGAGCAGCCGGAUUAGGUAGCGAUACCAAGACUGUCUUGUCUCCUGCCACCCUUUCUAGCUCCGCCGAGGGACACAGGGGUCCCUCCAUCAUGUCCCAGGUUUACCCCAGGGUUUUUUCUAACACCUGCUGCCGGUGACAUCACAGUGAGCCAAGCUCCCAUAUAUGGGCGUUCCCAGGUACAAGCUUUACAAGCUGUUAGCUGCACAAGCUGAGCGCGACCAAUCACAAUGUAGUGGGCAUUAGUGAAAUAAAUUCAAACAGACCGUUAUGGAAAUCCAAUGAAAUCCAGCUGGAAUAGGUGCAGAUUCUGGAAGAUCUAUAAAGCUUUCUGUGUGGGUUAUUGUGUGUAGCUGUUCUAGAAGAGUCCACAAUUCAAUCAAAUAGCCAGAAAUUAGCAUGAUAGGUCCCCUUUAAGAAAAUGCAUUCAAAUUGUGAUGCAGUAUUCUACACUGGUCACUAGGUGUCAGCAGGUAAAACGUAUAAGCAAGACUUGGUAGCUGGUUUGAAUAUUUUCACAACAGUCACAAUAAUAACAUCAUCCAUCCAUUUUAUAUACUAAUUAUCGU
Doryrhamphus excisus (bluestripe pipefish) is the source of this 1822-nucleotide messenger RNA. The record is from RefSeq and is a predicted model, not a curated record. NCBI's taxonomy places the organism in Eukaryota, Metazoa, Chordata, Actinopteri, Syngnathiformes, Syngnathidae.